Seminavis robusta is the source of this 1698-nucleotide messenger RNA. The record is from the annotation of a GenBank genome assembly. Lineage: Eukaryota; Bacillariophyta; Bacillariophyceae; Naviculales; Naviculaceae.
AUGUUUGCAAGAUAUCAUUACUUGGCUCUAUUGGCACUGGCGCUGUCAAAGCUGCAGGAAUCUCAAGCCAGCAGCAGCUACGACAACAAUAAUUCCAAUUCAGCAGCACAGCAGCCAGAUAUCACAGCCUUUGCGUUUGUACGGAAAACGGCGAGUGAGACUGCCGCCGAUGAUGCUCCCAAUGACAGCCACCAAGACUUCCCGUCCAGAAACAGCGACGAAUCGUCGGAAGAUUCAUCCACUACAGUGUCCAGUUCACUCUUGUACGAUGGAGGCUGCGUAGUGUCAGCAGAGGCCCUCAUGUGUACAGGAGGCGAUGAUGGGUACGACAGCUCCAUAUUUUCAUUAAUGGACUUUGGGGCUGAUGAUUAUUCCGACGAGGAGGAAAGCGACGACGAGGAUGACGACGAUGAUGAUGGACAUUCUUCCAUGCUCUCGAAUGCGUCUCUAAGACGAUCCAAGGUGGCGGCUGGAUACAAUGCUCCUCCACCACCAAGAGAUUCACAAUCUACAAAAUACGAGGAUACCAGCAGUAGUCAAGUCUCAUGGUCACAACUGAACAAUCUGCAGAGGAUGCAAAGUUAUGAGAUUCCUUUUCAAGCCACUACGACUGCCUUCUACAACGGUAACACUCUCUCGCUUAGAGGUGGGGCUGCUGCAGUCUCAUGGUCACUGAAACAUUAUCAGACGAAGCAAAGUUAUACCAUUCCGUUUCCUACUACCACACCUGCUUUCGUCAACAGCGGGGCUCUUUUGCUCAGAGGAGGAGCUGCUGCUUCAAGUGUGGGAUCCGAGUUUGCCAAAAAGCUUCUGGUCACAGCCCUGGUGACGCUCGUCUACGAAGCCCUAUGUGGUCACAUUCUCGAGUUUAUCAAAAUCUACAUGCAAACAUCACCCGAUGGAACUUCCUACGGAACGGUCCUGCGACAAAUCACUGCGGAAAAGGGCAUUGGUGGUCUCUGGGAUGGAUUCAUUCCCUGGGGAGUUGUGCAAUCCUUCUUUAAAGGAUCCGUCUUUGGCCUCGCCCAUGCCAUGGCAUCUUCUUGCCUAGUACCUCUUGCGGAAAGUGGAACGAUUCCCAUGCAACUAGCAAUGACCUGCGCGGGCGGUAUUGCUGGUGGAUUUCAGGGAUUUGUCUUGUCGCCUACCUUGCUACUCAAGACGCGAGUCAUGACAAACCCCGUAUUUCGAGAAAAGAUGAGUCUAUGGAAAACCACAUGGUUGAGUGCUACCACUGGCUAUGAUGUCGUUGCUUCCGAGGGCGUGGGAGCGCUUAUGAAGGGGAGCAGCGUCUUUGCGACCAAACGUGUCUUUGACUGGGCCACUCGAUACUACUUUUCAGAUUUGUUCGAGACGAUGGCUCUCAGUUACAAAGGGGGGGCUGCCCUCACCGUGCAAGAUAAGAUUGCCUGUUCACUGCUGGGAGGAACUGCCAGCACGUUUUGCACACUACCACUCGAUGUUCUCGUCGCAAAGAUUCAAGAUGCCAAAAAAGCAGGAGUCAGUGUUUCGGCUCUCAAACUGUUCCAAGACGAGUUGAAGGAAAAGGGUUGGGCUGGACUAAAGAAGUCAUACAUGAAGGGCUUUGAGGCUCGACUUGCUCACGUCGCCUUCACUACUGUAGCCAUCAAGACCGGCACUCCCAUCGCAUACAACCUGCUGUUCCCAGCCAAACUUGAGGCGGCAACUGCAAGCUAA